AUGGGCGACGAUAAGUUCGAAUAUCAGGAACUCCCUAUCCCCUCUUACGAAGAAGCCACCGGUCAACCCUCCUCCUCGCGCGAACAUCUAGGUGAUGGCACCGACGCUGAACGCCAGGGGCUCCUCGGUCGCGAGCCCUCUCACUACCAACCCCCAACCGUGGAAUCCGUUCGCGGCAGUCUCGAUGACCUUGCCUCGUCGGCAUCGGGCUCAUCCCGAGGCUCCGCGGAUGAGCUACGCAGGGAAUUAGAUCAGAUGGAUGUCGAUGACUCCGCAACACUACCCCAUGGUCGCCGCCGAUUAAGACACCAAUUCUCCAAGCGCUUCUCUACUCUCACCCGAACCCUUUCCGCAAUCCAUCGGCCCUUACAACGAUACCUACCGAGCCUCUCCAGCUUUCGCUUCAGUUUCAACCUUCAAGAUGCGCGGUCGCGCAUGCGGGAUCAAGGAUGUAUUAUGUUAUUACGAUUGUUCGCUCUCAUGCUGGUGGUGACGUUGGUUUAUGUCUUCUUCAUCGGGGAUGUCUUCAACCUCAAUAAUCGCAUGAUCAUGGGUCAGACCUACAGUUCAUCGUCGGUCGAGAAUUUCAUCCAGGGCAACAUCAACGACACCAACAUCCAGGAGACCCUCAAACACAUCACCUCUUUCCCUCAUAUCGCCGGUACCGAAGGUAGCUUCUAUCUGGCAGAAUGGGUCGAGCAGGCGAUGCACCGAGCAGGGUUCGAUAAGGUCGAACGGGAAGAGUUUCAGGUCUACCUGAACUAUCCGCGUGACGGUGGUCGCAAGGUGGCCAUCAUCGAUCCUCCAGAUUUAGUGUGGGAAGCCACCCUUGAGGAGAAUGACUCAAAAACCCCCGUGUUCCAUGGCCACUCGAAAUCCGGCAACGUGACGGGACCCUUGGUGUACGCUAAUUUCGGCUCUCGGGAAGACUUCAAGCUGCUUGCCGACCGUGGUAUCUCACUUGAUGGUGCAAUUGCUCUAGUCCGGUAUUACGGGACUGAACCAGACCGGGCUCUGAAAAUCAAAGCCGCCGAACUGGCUGGCGCAGCAGGAUGUAUCAUUUAUUCUGAUCCAGCCCAGGACGGGUUUGUCCAAGGUCCUGCCUAUCCCAAGGGACGCUAUAUGCCAGCCGAUGGGGUCCAAAGAGGCGGAGUUAGUCUCAUGUCCCAGGUUGUUGGAGACGUUCUAACCCCCGGGUGGGCAUCUACACCGGAGGAGAAGCACCGGCUAUUGCCCGAAGAGAGUGCCGGCUUGACAAAGAUCCCUAGCCUUCCCAUCGCCUGGCGCGACGCGCAACGAUUGUUGCAGGCCCUGGAGGGACAUGGCUCCAAGGUCCCCAGCGAAUGGGUUGGUGGGGUACCCAAGAUUCAAGGCUGGUGGACCGGUGAUCAGAAUUCGCCGACUGUCCACUUGAUGAAUCUGCAGGAUGAAGUGGAGAGAAUGCCUAUUUACAAUGUCCACGGGACUAUCAUCGGACUCGAGGAGCGCGACAAGAAGAUCAUUGUUGGCAAUCAUCGGGAUUCAUGGUGUCUGGGAAGUGUUGAUCCUGGCAGUGGCACUGCAGUCUUUCUUGAGGUCAUACGAGCCUUUGGUGAGCUGCUCAAUUACGGCUGGCGGCCACUUCGUACCAUCGAGUUUGUCAGCUGGGAUGGUGAGGAAUACAACCUUAUCGGCUCAACAGAACAUGUUGAAAAGGAAGCUGAGAACCUCCGGAGCAAUGCAUAUGCCUACCUCAAUGUUGAUGUGGGUGUAGCGGGCUCCGAGUUCCGGGCCGCAGGGUCGCCCGUGUUUGAGCGCUCUAUGCUGCAAAUAUUAGGACGUCUCUCUGACCCCACUGCCAAUAAGACGCUGAAGGACAUCUGGAUAGAAAAGGGCAGCAAGCUAGAACCGCUUGGUGCUGGCAGCGAUUACGUGGCUUUCCAGGACAUUGCAGGUACUUCUAGCAUUGAUUUUGGAUUCGAGGGCAAGCCCUACCCAUACCACAGCUGCUACGAGUCCUAUGACUGGAUGGAGAAAUCUGGUGAUCCGGGCUUCCAGUAUCACAAGCUUCUUGCACAGUUCUGGAGUCUUCUCCUACUGGAUGUGUCUGAGAAUCCCAUGCUUCCAUUCGACCUUCAAGCGUAUGCUCGAUCUAUCACCGGCUGGGUCAAAGACCUGGAAGGAUUUGUCAAAUCUAAGAAGGCCAAUGUCAAUCUGGAGGUCAUGUUCAACGCAGCAGCAGAGCUGGAAGCCAAUGCUGUCAAGUUUGAAUCAUGGAACCAGAUCUGGCAUGAUACUGUCUGGGGCUCCGGUGGAUACGAGAGCAAUGUCAUGGCGAUACAGCGUGUGAACCACAACCUACGCAUGGCCAGUUUUGACACGCAUCUGUUGGACCUAGAAGAGGGCGGCGGUAUCCCCAACCGCACUCAAUUCCGCCACGUUAUCUUCGGGCCUGAGCUAUGGUCCGGUUACGACCCCUCCAUUUUCCCCGCCAUCCGCGAUACCAUCAAUACUGGCGACUGGUCUCUCGCUCAGCACUGGAUCGAUCGUGUCGCCAACAUCAUCCACACCGCCAGCACUGAUCUCCUGCACUAA
Molecule: messenger RNA, 2574 nt
Organism: Penicillium odoratum
Lineage: Eukaryota; Fungi; Ascomycota; Eurotiomycetes; Eurotiales; Aspergillaceae
Product: M28 family metallopeptidase
Exons: 2
Coding region: 1-2574 (857 amino acids)
Molecular function (GO): carboxypeptidase activity
Source: RefSeq, a predicted model, not a curated record